GACAGAAGAAGGUGCAGAGUUCUCAAAACCUCCACACAUGCACAAUGCCUCUGGUCUGGUUGCUGUUGUUGUCGUCUCUUUUCGGAACGUCCCUCGGCUGCAUAAAGGACCCGGCCUCGGCCUACAGAUUCACUGGAACCGUCUGCCGGCUCACCCACCCUGCAGCUGUUGUGUUGAACGAGAAAACCACCAAAGUGAUCGAGGCAGCGUUCCAACAUGCCAGAUACCCAAGCAUGAAGGGGGAGAAGUCUCUGCUCUUUACCGGCAAAGUUCUAUACGGCCUGGACAAUCUGGAGAUUCACAACCUGUCUAUUGGUCAGAGUGAAUUUGAGUUUCGUCCAGGGGAAGGCGUUGAUUUGAAGAUAAGUAACGUGUCCGCCAUCUUUAGAGGGACAAUCAAGUAUGGAUAUGGCAGCUGGCUGGUCAAUGUUGCACAUUCCGUUGACUUUGAGAUUGACUCUCAUAUUGACCUUGGAAUCAAUCCCAAACUUUACUGUGGUAAUGGUAAAGUGGCAGUGGACACAUCAGACUGUUAUUUGAACUUUCACAAGCUCCACCUCCUCCUGCAGGGAGACAGAGAACCAAAUUGGCUGAAGAGGAUCUUCACCAACUUCAUCACUUUCACUGUCAAAGUGGUCGUCAAGGCACAGAUUUGUAAGGAGAUAAACAAAGUCGCAAAUGUCCUGGCUGACUUCAUACAAGACACAGCAGAGAGGUUCCUCAGUGAUGGUGACAUCAGUGUGAACAUCAAUUUGACUGCUGAUCCUGUCAUCACUCCCACCUACAUCGAAUCUUAUCAUAAGGGUUUGACCAACUACCACAAUGUUACUGCUGUCAUCAAUGACUCCGUCUUCCACCCCAGUCAGCUGACUGAACACAGGAUGCUCUACUUUUGGUUUUCAGAUCAGGUCAUGAACCCCAUGGUUGCUGCUGCUCAUCAUGAUGGCCGUUUCCAGUUGAAUAUCUCUGGAGCAGAAUUCACUGAACUUUUCAAGGCAAAUUUCUCCAGUUCCACACCUGAGUUCUUCAACAAGUGUCUGUUGGAGUCUGUGUCUCCAGAGUUAAAGCUGUGGAGUUCAUCUGUUCCCUACUUGAAGACGUCCAGUGUGGGGACCACGGUGUGGGCCGAGGCCUCGGGGGAACUGUACUGUGGAAAUCCUCACACACCGACUCUCUUCUUCCAAACGGAGGUGGUUACGGUGGUCACCACUUUCUAUGCAGACAAGAAAGUCUUCCUGAAGGGUAACGCCUCAAAAGUCUCUGUGAUUCAAGCAGAACUGUCCUCACACGACCAGCAGCAGCUGAAUGAAACACUUGCAGAGUUCAUAAAAGAGGCGGUGAAAAAGGUCGGCGUUCCUAAAAUUCUGUCCGUUCUUCGGGUGGAAGUCACUCGGCUGUUGGACCAACAAGGGACAAACCUGUUUGAUAUCUUCAAUCCAGAAGUUCUUCCUCGGGAUGGCUUCGUGGUGAUUCAGAUGGAUUUUGGCUUCCCUCAUCACCUGCUGGUGGAGUUCCUCAGUCGGACCCUGCAGUAACCGGGAACCGCUAGAAGGAUCACGGACAAGAACUGUGAUUCACAAACUGCGAUAAAUGUUCACAUUCUGUAAAUAAACUUCAGAGUUCUUUAUGAUAGUCACUCAUCAUGUUUUACACAAUUAGCACAUUUUCAACAUGAAUAAAAACUUAUUUUCUUGUAAAAUCAAAA
This is a messenger RNA of Thalassophryne amazonica, 1705 nucleotides long. RefSeq names its product cholesteryl ester transfer protein, plasma (gene cetp). NCBI's taxonomy places the organism in Eukaryota, Metazoa, Chordata, Actinopteri, Batrachoidiformes, Batrachoididae. Gene Ontology annotation, biological process: low-density lipoprotein particle remodeling; phospholipid homeostasis; triglyceride metabolic process. The record is from RefSeq and is a predicted model, not a curated record. The coding region runs from base 45 to 1535 and encodes 496 amino acids. The transcript has 17 exons. Gene Ontology annotation, cellular component: high-density lipoprotein particle. Gene Ontology annotation, molecular function: cholesterol binding; triglyceride binding; phosphatidylcholine binding.